CAAAAACAAAAACAAAAACUCUACAAUCAACUUUGGAUCUGUAAUCUCUAGCAAUUACCGUACAUGCAAUAUUAUCGUCUCAUCUAGACACGAAAUAAAUGGUAUGCUGCUGUCGCUCCGCCCAACCCUUGAGAGCAUCAUCUUCACGGCUGGCCACUUGGUUCUCGAUUCGAUUGAAGUUCAUUCGAAUUCUCCUUUCUCGCAUCGCUACUUGGGACCAUCCGAUGAUCUAGCCAUAUGUUGCUCUGCCGAUUUCUUUCGCAAGGCGGUCCUGAUGGUUUGGUUCUGUUGACACUCUCGUGGUAGCAUCAAGGCAUUCUCGGUGCCAACCGCUUGCAGCAAGUCCAUGCAAGUCUUCUCGUUGUUCGCCUCUUGAUUGUGGUGCCAAUCGCUGCUCCAACGACGCGCCACAGAGUAUGCGUUGCCGCUCAUGGUCAAGGUGUGAUGAUGAUGAUGAGGAUGAGUUCGCAGAACGCUAGCUCGCUCUGUAGAAUGAUUGAAAGAUUCAAUCUGUUCUGCCUUUCUGUAGCUUGCUGUUGUCCUCGACGCGGACAGCUUCUUUUCCUCUUUGUGAGUGUAGUGCACUUGCAGCACCUUGCCUGACUUCCGCACCCAACUUCCGCAACAGUUCUCAACUCUCAAAUACAAUGGCCCUCCAAUGCUGAAGAAAAAGAUACCAUUGUGGCCGAACCCUAGCUUCUCAGGAGGAUGGAAAAAUCCUGUCAAACUAUGGUUCAACACGGAUCUAUGGAAACCAGAAUAUUAAAACAAUUCAAGAGUCUAAAGAAUGCAUUGUUUAACACUUAUUGGAUAAUUACCAUGUUAUUACUCCACCCCCCUGACAUCACGCAAGGGGAGAUGCAGGUGUCAAAGAUUUGCGACGCUAGAUUUUUCUCACAACAAGAAAAUUCAAAGAACGAAACUGCAAGAGCGAAAGAAGAAAACAUUUUGGUCAUGGCAUCGGCCUUUCAUUUUCUCAUUAUUUUGGGAGCCCCAGCGUCCUUUCAUUAUCCAACUAACUAAAUAACUAAAUAAUAAACCAUGACGAGUGCUUCAGAUCCUCGCGCCGUGACCAGGGAUAUUUUCUCCGCCUUGACGGGCAGUGUUUGCUGCUGCUACACAGGACAUCCUUUUGAUACGGUCAAGGUCCGCAUGCAAACCAAGCCCGUGGAAUAUCCAUCGGUGGCCACUACCGUCACGUCCAUUCUUCGAAAUGAGGGUGUGCCGGCGUUGUGGAAAGGAGCUGUUCCCACUGCUCUGGGCAUGGCGGCAGAAAAUGCCAUGGCGUUUGGUGUGAACGAAUGGUUGACCAGAGCCUUUCCUGACAAGGAAGGAGAACCCACCAGCCUGAUGAAACCAUUUGCUUGUGGUGCCUUUACUGGAUUCAUGAGUGCCCUGGUACUGCUUCCCAGCGAUGUCAUCAAGGCCAAAACACAAGUGGUCUCUCAUGCCAACAUUUCCUCCCAGCAAAUCUUGAAGGAGAUGAUUCGUCGACAAGGAUACAAGUCGCUCUUUGUGGGUUUGGAUGCCGAAAUUGCAAGAGAGGUUACAUUCUACGCACCAUUCUUUGGCGGAUACAAAAUGUUCUGUUACCUUUUUAGCACCCAUGUGCCCUCCAUGCCAGAGGAACUCAACUAUUUCAUCAGUGGUGGACUGGCUGGCAUGCUGGGUUGGGUGGUGGCCAUGCCCUUUGAUGUGCCAAAAACCAAUCUGCAAUCGAGGUAUGACACCAAGGUCGUUGGAUCUUACUUCCCUGAGCUAGCGCGAAUUGCCAGGGAACGUGGCGUCCAGGGACUCUACGCAGGCUUGGGUCCUGUGUUGCUCCGUGCAUUUCCAGCCAAUGCAGCCCUCUUUUUGGGUGUGGAAAUGGGAAAGCGUGCCUUUGACAAGGCCUUGUGGAGGGACGACCGCGGCUACGAGCACAUGAAGGUGUAAUUUUUGAUGGUGAUAGCAGGCCUCCAGUAUGCAAGAAAUUUAAAAGAGAUGCCAGCCAUCACAACAAUCUGCAUGCUUCUGGUUCCGUCCCUUGUUUUUGAAGAGCCCAGGCAACGCAUAAACUUUAUUAGAAUUUGUAUCCAUUUGUACUGCGACCAG
Molecule: messenger RNA, 2094 nt
Organism: Seminavis robusta
Lineage: Eukaryota; Bacillariophyta; Bacillariophyceae; Naviculales; Naviculaceae
Source: the annotation of a GenBank genome assembly